AUACCUAAAAUCAUAUUUAAUAAUAAAAUUUUACAAAUAAAAAAUGAACGAAAAUCGUAAAAAAAUUUAAAUAACAUACCAAAAAAAUUAAAAAUAAAAAUUUAGAAGAAAGAAAAAAAAAGAUGGAAGAGCUUGAAGAAUACCAACGAAAAUUCCGUAACUUAGAAUCUGAUCGAAAAGCCUAUGCAGAAGAAACAGUAGCCUUAAUAAAAAAGCAACGAGGUAUAAUUGACAAGCUUAAAAACGAGAAUCAAUAACUAAAAGACAUAAUAUCAAAAAUGAACUCCCAAAAGUUGUAAUCUAACACAAUGUACGCGAAAUCUUCUGGCGGAGACAACUUAAUUGAAGAGUUAAAAUAAAACAUAGAACAAGAGAAGAGAAAUUAGACUGAAAUAGAUAAGCAUAUAGCAGAUUUUUAGAAAAAAAUAAUUGAAAAAAAGCAGAAUGUUGGUGGUUAUAAUGCCGGUGCUGAAAAUGAAGGUUCUUUAGGUAAACAAAUAAAGAUUUUAGAAAACCGACUUGAUAAAGCUAAUUAAAAAUUUAAUGAGGCUAUUGCUGUUAAUAAAUAAUUAAGAUAAUAGAUAGAUUCAUUAAGAAGAGAAAGGGUUAUAUUUGAUAAUUUAUAUAAGAAAUUAGAAAAAGAAUUACAUGAAAAAAGAAAACAAAUGGCAAAUAUAAUAGAAACUGCAAAUACUGCAUAUGAAGAAAGAGAUAAGGCUAAUGAUUAAAUCUAAAAUUUAAAAAUGUUAGCGAAAAAAGAAUCUGAGAAUUUCGAAAAAGAUUUAAGAGACCUUUCACAUAUUAUGGAAAAAAAUAAAAAAGCACUCGAUUAUAUAAAAUUAACAGAAAAAAAUAGGGAUGAGACUAAAAUAAACAAUGAUAUGUUAGAUUCCGAAAAAUUAAAUAGAAAUAAUAAUUAAAAAUUAUAUAAAGAUAGAAAUAUCAAUUAAGCUAUGCUAGAUAAAAUAUAAAAAUAUGAAGAAGAUUUUGCCAAAAUUUAAGCCGCAACUAAAGUAACUGAUUUUGAAAAAUUAGUUAGUAUUUUUAUUAAAAAUGAGGAGAAAAAUUUCUAAAUGUUUAAAUAUGUAAAUGAACUAUCCAACGAAAUUGAAGAUUUAGAAAAAUAAAUUGCCGAAUAAAAUUUAGAAAUAGAGCAUUAUUAAGGAGGAACAAAUUUAGAUGUAUAAUAUAAACGUAAAAUAAAAGAUUUCGAAGAAAAUAUGGUAAGAGCAGAAGUAAAAAGUGAAUAAUUUGAAUUUAGAAGACAUGAUGCUUAAAAACUUAUUAAUAGUUUAACUAAUUGGAUUGAUACUUUAUUUAAUACAAUAGAAUGUGAUAAAGCUUUUGCUAAAGAAAUGGCUGGAUCUCAUACUGUAACAGAUGGUAAUAUGAUGAUAUUUUUAGGAAUUAUAGAAGAUAAAGUUAAUUAAAUAUUAUAAGCAUAUUCAGCUAUUCAUGCAGAAGGAAAUAAUGAAAGCUAUUAAAAUAUGCUUUAAAAUGCUUCGAAUGCAUUACUUUCAAAUAAAUAAAAAUAAGAAGCAUUAGAUAAUGAUGAAUUUGACGAAGAAGAAGCUGAAGGAGAUAGAAUUUUAACAGUAGAUGAUUUUAGAAAAAAAGCUUUAGAAAAAUUAGAAG
Molecule: messenger RNA, 1635 nt
Organism: Ichthyophthirius multifiliis
Lineage: Eukaryota; Ciliophora; Oligohymenophorea; Hymenostomatida
Exons: 5
Source: RefSeq, a predicted model, not a curated record